Molecule: messenger RNA, 1378 nt
Organism: Calidris pugnax (ruff)
Lineage: Eukaryota; Metazoa; Chordata; Aves; Charadriiformes; Scolopacidae
Gene: ABHD12B
Product: abhydrolase domain containing 12B
Exons: 14
Coding region: 1-1131 (376 amino acids)
Biological process (GO): phosphatidylserine catabolic process; monoacylglycerol catabolic process
Cellular component (GO): endoplasmic reticulum membrane
Molecular function (GO): phosphatidylcholine lysophospholipase A1 activity; monoacylglycerol lipase activity
Source: RefSeq, a predicted model, not a curated record
AUGCCGGUGUCCGGGCAGCGCAUCCUCCCAGAUCCCCGGGGAAUGCCCCCAAAACGGGGAUAUUCCUUUCCUGCUGGGAAGUUCCAGCCUCUCAAGUCCCGGCUGACUCAGCCUGGCAGAGCCACAGGUCUGUCCCCUGUGCCGGGUUGGCUGGCCUGGUGUCCCCGGCUGCGCACCCUCCUCCUGGACCUGCUCCUCAUCUACAUCUCCGUGCCCUUCCUCAUCCGCCUCUUCCCCAUCGUCCUCACCAAAUUCGUCUUCCUGAACUUCCUGUCCUUCCCCUUCUUCGUGGACCUUCGGCGGCCGGAGCUGCUGCUGAACAACACCAUCAGCCUGUACCUCCCCACCGAGCCGGGCGUUACGGUCGGCAUCUGGCACACGGUGCCGGGCAGCAGAGGGGCCGAGGCGCAGGGCAAGGACCAGCGGUGGUACGAGGAGGCCCUUGGUGAUGCUCACCCCGUCAUCAUCUACCUGCAUGGCAACGGGGGCACCAGGGCUGCGAGCCACCGCGUCCAGUUCUUGAAGACGAUGGGGGCUGCUGACUUCCACAUCCUGGCUCUGGACUACAGAGGCUACGGGGACUCCAGUGGGUACCCCACGGAGAGUGGCUUCACCACGGAUGUCCUGGCGCUCUACGACUGGGCCAAAGCACGGAGUGGGAACAGCAGCAUCCUCUUCUGGGGACACUCCUUGGGGACGGGGAUUGCCACAAACACAGCAAGGAAGUUGCAGGAGGAACGAGGGGUCCAGGUAGACGCCGUGGUCCUGGAGUCACCCUACACCAACAUCCGCGAGGCGGCCGCCCACAUCCCCAUCACCACGAUCUACCGCCAGUUCCCGGGUUUCGGGUACUUCAUCCUGGACUCGCUGGCCCUGGGUGACAUGUUCUUCCCCAGCGACGAGAACGUGAAGGUGCUGGCCUGCCCCCUCCUCAUCCUGCACGCAGAAGAUGAUGCUGUGCUGCCUCCGCACCUGGGGCGCAAGCUCUUCGAGACCGCACGCGAUGCCUACAAGGACAAAACCAAGGUGAAGUUCAUUACCUUUCCCGAAAAGCUGGGUCUGGGCCACGACUACAUCUCCUUCAACCCGGAGCUGCCCACGCUGGUCAAAGACUUCUUGAAGAUGAAGUGAUGCCUGCUGCUGCACUGGAACAGGCUGCCCAGGGAGGGUGUGGAGUUCCUUCUUCUGGACAUCUUCAAGCCCCACCUGGAUGCCAUCCUGAGUGAUGGAUCUCUAGGAUCUCUAGAGGUCCCUUCCACCUCUGUCCAAAUCUGUGAAUCUCUGGGCGGCCACCACAAGCACUCCCUCCAACCUCCCCAGGAACCCUUCCUUGCACUGAAUUUACUGCUGUACGGAAUAAAAACUACUGAGAAACUUU